AUGGUUAUGAUAUUGAUUUGUUUCCCUUUCCUUGAAGAACUUGAUCAUAGUAACCCUAAAAAUAAUGGCAAUUUUGCAGCAAACUCUAUGCUUUUGGAGCUUCCUAAGCUCCGUAGGGUUAAUCUCUCUGAUCAUCACUAUGCAAAUGGCUCGUUGCUUUUGCACUUGUAUAAAAAUUGUGUGUUUCUUCAAGAGAUUGUGAUGUUGAACACUUACUAUUUAACCGACAAUGAAAUUACUUCUGCUAUUUGUGAGAGACCUGGAUUGAGGUCUAUCUCCAUAACUAGAAUGACGUUUGGAAAUCUCAACAUCUUUAUUGAGUCGUUGGUGAAUUUGACGGGCUUAACUUCUCUUGAUUUAUCAUAUUCGUUUAUCCCAGAUGAAUUGCUUUCAUAUGUUGCAGAGAAAGCUCUUCCUAUUAGGAAACUCUUCCUCCAGGGAUACUUUGGCUAUACUUAUUUUGGAAUCUUUAACUUAUUGUCAAAGUGUCAAUUUAUUCAAUAUUUGGAUCUUCAAAAUGCUAAGUUUAUGAAUGAUUGGAAUGUCAUUGAGUUGUCUUUGUUUCUUGGUGAUUUGUUGUCUAUAAACAUUAGUAAAUGUGAUAGCCCUCACAAAUUUAUCCUUGUUUUCUCUCCUUAA
Molecule: messenger RNA, 639 nt
Organism: Medicago truncatula (barrel medic)
Lineage: Eukaryota; Viridiplantae; Streptophyta; Magnoliopsida; Fabales; Fabaceae
Exons: 1
Coding region: 1-639 (212 amino acids)
Source: RefSeq, a predicted model, not a curated record